AUGUCUGGCAGUCAGUCUCUGAGCGCGCAGAGCAUCGCGGGCGACGCGUCCUCGUACGCAUCUGCGGUGCCGGAGGGUCACUCCGUUGAGCUCUCCGAGCCCUCGCAAGGCUCUCUCCGCGCUGAUGACACGUCCGCCCCUGGGACCUCUGAGUUUCUCGUGGAAGGAUCAGAGUCUGAGUCUGAGGAGGACGAAGACGAAGAGGUGUCCCAGCAAGCAGAUGCUUCCGAUGCAGACGCCUCUGCUCUACGUGACGAAGAACGCUCGUCCACGCUAGACGAUCCCCAGUUCGGUGCGUCAGAACAUAACAGCAACUCUCAGGACUUGGCAGCAAGUCCAGCCGCGCAGGACUCAGCAGAGACGAACGCACCCGAUCCAUUCUUCGAGGACGAUCCGGAGGAUCCUCCCGCUGCACCCGAGGCACCCCUCGAGCAGCCGGCACAAGAACGCCCACUAGCAGGACUGUCCGUCGACUACACUGCACAGUCACUCGCCGCCGCAGACGAAGUCACGCUCGCGCAGUCGCCUCCACCAUGGCCUGUCGCAGUACCCAACACCGCUGUCGACUUCAAUAAGGCCGUCCCACCACCGCCACGAGCGGACGCUGACGACGACGAAGACGAAGAAGACACGCCCGAACUAUACCUUCCCGGGCUCGUCCUCCCCGCAAUGUUCCUCCCCAUCCCCAACACAGACCCAUUGACUACGCUGCUGAUCAAAUUCAUCUCGCCUGAGAACCGCCCCCACCGCGACCUGAGCGGCAACUGGCAAGGCGCCGACUUCAACAUGCUCGUCAUGACGAACAGCUGGCGGGCAAUCGCGAAGAUGGCGCGCGACCGCCUCGUCGAGACAGACCCGGAAGACCUCGACCUGGUCCUCUCACUCUGGUACCUCCGCCUCUCGUGCCUCGCGCGCCUCCGGCUGUUCAACCAGACCGCGGCGGAGUGCACGAACCUGUACGCGGUGCUGAACGGCGUCGAGCCCGCGUCGGCGCGCGAUUGGUUGUUCGAGAAGAAGGUCCCGUUCGAGCUCGAGGUGCUCCACGCGCGGCUGAAGUACUGGACGGGCGACCAUAUGGGUUACCUGGACGCGCUCGCGGGUUUGCUCGGGGAGUGCAAGAUGCGGGCGCGCGCGGCGGACGCGAAGACCGACUUGAUGGGCGCGGGGAUGUGGCAGGAGCGCGGGGCACGCGUCUGCCUCAUCAUCGCGUCGCAGCUCAUUGAGAUGAAGGACUUCGCAGCUGCUGCGAAGCUGCUCGAGCCGCUGUGCAGGCAGCCUGGCGGGCUCACCUCGCCGCAACUCCAAUCCGCGGUCGGACGGAUAUAUGUGCAGGGCGGGGACGUCCGCACGGCGACGAAGCACUUCGCGGCGGUGUGGAACGACCCGACUGCCGAGCCGUCGCUGAAGCACAUGAACGCCGCCGUGCUCGCUGCUGCCGACGGGGACUGGCCGAAGGCUAUUGAGGAGCUCAGGAAGAUGCUGGAUGAGGACCCGGAGAAUUUCGUUGCGAUCAACAAUCUGUCGGUUGUUUUCCUCAGUCAAGGGAGGAUACAGGAGGGCAUCCGAGUAUUGGAGGAAGCUAUCAAACUCUCCCCGUCUACAACGCUCGCUGCGGAACCGCUGCUGUUCAACCUCUCGACGAUGUACGAGCUGCGCUCUGCGGCAGGAGCGGACAAGAAGCGGAACUUGCUCGUCGAAGUUGCGAAGUGGGCGGGAGACGGUCUGCGCACGACAUGCUUGAAGAUGCCGAGCAGCUAG
Molecule: messenger RNA, 1758 nt
Organism: Fomitopsis serialis
Lineage: Eukaryota; Fungi; Basidiomycota; Agaricomycetes; Polyporales; Fomitopsidaceae
Exons: 8
Coding region: 1-1758 (585 amino acids)
Cellular component (GO): Golgi apparatus; TRAPP complex
Molecular function (GO): protein binding
Source: RefSeq, a predicted model, not a curated record